Messenger RNA from Scleropages formosus (Asian bonytongue), 2621 nucleotides. RefSeq names its product mixed lineage kinase domain-like protein. NCBI's taxonomy places the organism in Eukaryota, Metazoa, Chordata, Actinopteri, Osteoglossiformes, Osteoglossidae. Gene Ontology annotation, biological process: cell surface receptor signaling pathway; necroptotic signaling pathway; protein phosphorylation. The record is from RefSeq and is a predicted model, not a curated record. Bases 265 to 1710 code for a protein of 481 amino acids. Gene Ontology annotation, molecular function: ATP binding; protein kinase activity. The transcript has 11 exons.
UUGGACAUUGAGGCUGAAUGAAAACUAAACCACAGACGUUUGAAAUGUGGCUUUAUCAAAGAAUUUUAAGUGGAAAAUUCUGAAAAGUCAGUCGCAGUUCACAGUUUGAAGAUUAACGAACAGUUAAAACAUUAUUUGCUGUAUUGGCCUCCGCGACAGAGUCGAACGUUUGGAUGCGCUUUACAUCGUGGAGCUAUUUUUGGCACGUUCUCUUCAAGCAGUGUUGUUGAUUUCCAGAGGAAACUGGCCCCGAGUGUUUAAGCCAUGGACCUGGUGGAUCCUAUUCUGUCCAUAGCAGAGAAGCUGCACUCGCUAUGUGGGGAGGUGAAGGCCAAUAAGAAGCGUUGUGCACGACUGGGCAUGCGUGUAGCGGCCCUAGUGGAGCUGGUGAAAGCUGUGAAGGUGAAGGGCCCUGGAGGGCAUCCAGAGCUGGUGCAUCGCGGCCUCCAGGAGCUGCGGCUCACGCUGGAGUCCACCCGCAAGGUGGUGGAGAAGUACGCCUCUACUGGCUGUUUUCGACGUAUCAUCAAGGCCUAUGACCUGGGCGAGGAGUUCGAGGUCCUAAAUGAGCGCCUGAACGAUUCUGCGCAGCUCCUGUCGCUGGCACUACAGGCUGACCAGAAGGAGAUGCUGCAGAGAGUGUUUAAAGAGACCACACGGAGGACGGAAGACAAUGAGGACAGGGAAAGUGACCGCAGAGAGCUGGAGAAACUCUUACAGUCCUUGGCACAGGAGACAAAGGAGAGUGUGGAUGCUGUGCAUGCGAUACAUGAGAUGGUAGAUUCCACCAAGAGUGACGUGAAGGACAUCAAAGCCAUGUUGACAUCUUUAAAGAGGCCCUCCAUCCACCAGAUGGACAUAAGGGAGAUCAAGCCAGAGGAGCUGACCUACGACGUGCCCAAGAUGCCCUUCAUGAAAACCGCAACCUCUGAGAUGUACAAGGGAGAAUACAACAAGUUUACUGUGGCCAUCAAGAGAUUCACCUGCCCCAUGUCCCACAGCCCAGAGCAGGUGAGGACAGUCUUCAAAAAGGAAAUAGAAACUAUGCGGCGCUUUGAGUCACCUAACAUUCUGCGCAUGUUUGGCAUCUGUGUCCAAGAUGAGAAUGGGCCAGACCCAAACUACCUCAUCGUGAUGGAGUUCUGUGAGAAGGGUAACCUGCGGGAUGUGCUGGAUGGGCAAAGCAAACUAUCCUGGGAGCGGCGUGCCCGCAUGAGUCUUGAUGCAGCCCAAGGCAUCUACAGGUUACACCAGUCAGAAGAGAAAUUCAAAGUUCAUGGUUCGAUAAGCAGCCAGAAGUUCCUGGUGGACUCUGGAUACAGGGUUAAGCUGGGAGGCUUUGAGCUGGCAAAAACCGAGACCUCUCUGAGGAAAAACAAAGACAGAAAGAGCAGUUCCAUACAUUACUGCUCACCUCAACAGCUUGAGAAUGUGAACCAUCCCUAUGACAAGGCUUGUGAGAUCUAUAGCUUUGGGAUUGUCUUGUGGGAAGUCGCAACUCGUCAGAUACCCUACAAAGGCUGCAGCUCCAAAGAGGUGUACCAUAAGGUCUGUGAGGAGAAGACCAUGGAGCCCCUUCCAUCUGACUGCCCUCAGAUCUUUGCCAGUUUGAUCAGUGCCAGCCGUGCCUAUGACCCCUUCCACCGGCCCACAGCUGGAGUGUUGGUAGACAAGCUGCGCAAGGUUGUGCAGGAACUGGAGGAGGACUGAGGAGAGAGUGGAGGGCCUGGUCACACCAAGCUGUUCAAAUGCAGGAGUCCUACAUUGCUGAGACCGCAGUGUCCGGACAAACGGAGAAACCCAGUCAAGAGCUGACUGGCUUCAUGUUUUCUUGCUCUGUGUGGGGGGAAAUCUUUGUUUUCCUGUAUUUGCACGUAUCCAGAAUUUCACACUUCAUCUGUUACAGAACCUUCAUGCUAAUGUAAAGCACAAUGAGAUGGAAAGCAUUGUUUCAAAGAAAAAUGUCUACAACUUGUGUAGAUUUUAUUCUGAAAUACAAAGUGCAGUUGUGUUAAAUGUAUAUGCUGCUGAGGGUUAUGGAACUGCAGAUUGUUCUACAGAACUUGGGUUAGGGGAAAAUGCUAGUUUUUCAGGGACGUUUCAUCUUAGUCAUAGUUUGCAUUGUUUCAGAUAUGUAUAUGUUAAAGUAAUGCUUUUUGAAAACCACAGGAAUGGGGUGAAAAUAAACCACUGAAGAUGAUGUAUGUACAAACUAGAAUUCACCCUGUUCUUGACAGUACUUUCUUCCCUGCAAUAUGAAAUUAUUCAAAUAAUAGGCUGGUUAACAUUGCAGUCUGUGCAAAAGAAAAAAAAAAAGGCAGUGUACAGACUGCAACGUUAACUGGUCAGUGUUACCCUCUGGUUUCUCCCCACAACCCCAAAAACGUCUGUCUUUCAGCUACAGAUGUUAAAUAAUUUAAGGGCAAUCAUGGUUGUUUUAUGGAACUCCAUUCCUAAUGUAUGAACAAACUGUAUUUGCGGAGAUGUACGUCACUUUGGAGAAAAGCGUCUCCUUAAUGAAUAAAUGUAAAAUCUAACAAUGUAGCAUGGCAUGUAAAAAAUAAAGGAUGGCUAAAUCAUUGUAAGAAGCUAACUGUACACCAAGAAUGAAUAUACCCUUA